Molecule: messenger RNA, 763 nt
Organism: Dipodomys spectabilis (banner-tailed kangaroo rat)
Lineage: Eukaryota; Metazoa; Chordata; Mammalia; Rodentia; Heteromyidae
Gene: Tmem205
Product: transmembrane protein 205
Exons: 4
Coding region: 154-723 (189 amino acids)
Source: RefSeq, a predicted model, not a curated record
CGGGGUCCGCGCUCCGCCGCGGUGCACGGCCCGGAGCUGCUGCGCCGUUCCCGGUGGUCCUGGUGAUCUGGCCCCCGGCGACCCGAUCGGCCCGACUCGCGACUCCAGGUGCUUCGCGCUGAGAUCCGGGGCCCUGGCGGCGCGGGCUGCAAGAUGGAAGAUGGCGGGGACUCAGGAGGUCUGAUUAAGGUGAUCCAUGUACUGGUCUUGUCAGGUGCCUGGGGCAUGCAAAUGUGGGUGACCUUCGCCUCAGGCUUCCUGCUCUUCCGAAACCUUCCUCGACAUACCUUCGGCCUCGUGCAAAGCAAGCUCUUCCCUUUCUAUUUUUACAUCUCCAUGGGCUGUGCCUUCACCAAUCUUUGCAUCUUGGCUCCUCAACGUGCCUGGAUUCAGCUUACAUUCUGGGAGGCCAGCCAGCUCGGCCUGCUACUCCUGAGCCUCACGCUGGCCACUGUCAAUGCCCGCUGGCUGGAGCCCCACACCACGACCACCAUGUGGGCCCUGCAGGCCAUGGAAAAGGAGCGGGGCCUGGGCGGGGAGGUACCCGGCAGCCACCAGGGCCCCGACCCCUACCGCCAGCUGCGAGAGAAGGACCCCAAGUACAGUGCCCUCCGCAAGAAAUUCUUCCACUAUCACGGCCUGUCUACUCUCUGCAACCUGGGCUGCCUGGUGAGCAACGGGCUGUGCCUGGCCGGCCUGGCCCUGGGCCUCAGGAGCCUGUAGCAUGGGCCCUGUGUGUAAAUAAAUGCUUCUUUCAAAAUGA